GUGCACAUGGUUUCAUGUUAUAUGUGACAAUGAUAGUAGUGUAACUCAAGUUCAUCUUGGAGGUGCAUCUUUAUCUGGGCAACUAGUUCCACAGCUGGGACAGCUUAAGAAUUUGCAUUACUUGGAUCUCUCCAGUAACACUAUAAGUGGACCAAUUCCUAGUGAACUCGGAAAUUUGGCAAACUUGGUCAGCUUGGAUCUUUAUUUGAAUAGUUUUACAGGUUCUAUUCCAAAGUCACUGGGGAAGCUGUCUAAGUUGUAUCACCUUUUUGCUAAUAACUUGGACCUAUGUGGCCCUGUUAUUGGGCGCCCUUGCCCAGCCCCAAUUUCUUCUUCAAGUAAUCUUCCUAAUUUCACAACGUUGAACUCGUGUUAAAUGCUUAUAUCAUUUCUGUGCUCCAAGUAGUAUCCAUCAUCCACAGCAUGAUUUGUCAAAUGACUCGCACCUUGUCCCAUUAUUUGGUCUUAAUAAUUUUUAUCUGUGGAGGACAAGUUAUUCAAAGUUUUGCUUAAUAAUUUUUCCAUCAUAUCAAAUUUAGCGAUUGUUGGAGCAAUCUCUGGUGGUGCUGCCUUGCUUUUUAUUGUCCUAGCAAUUGCAUUUGCAUGGUGGCGAUGGAGGAAACCUCAAGAACUUAUCUAUGAUGUACCCGGUUAGUUUUCUUUGGAAAUUCAAUGCAUUCAAGUUCAAUUAAAACAUGGAAACUAACUACCUUCAUCAUACAUUUCCGCCUCUAUGCGGAUGAAGGGGAUCCAGAAGUCCAUCUGGGGCAGCUUAAAAGGUUUUUGCUGCGAGAAUUACAAGCUGCUACAGGUAAUUUUAGCACAAAAAACAUUCUGGGUAGAGGUGGAUUUGGAAAAGUUUACAAAGGAUGCUUAGCAGAUGGUUCACUUGUGGCUAUAAAAAGACUAAAAGAUGCGCAUACACCUGGUGGUGAGCUGCAGUUUCAAACAGAAGUGGAAAUGAUCGGCAGGGCUGUGCACCCAAAUCUCUUAAGGCUGCGAGGCUUUUGUAUGACUCCAAAAGAACGAUUACUUGUAUACCCCUAUAUGGCUAAUGGAAGUGUAGCAUUAUGUUUAAGAGAGCAUCCUCCAUCGCAACCUCCUCUUGAUUGGCCAAGUAGGAAGCGAAUUGCAUUGGGAUCUGCUAGGGGUCUGUCAUAUUUGCAUGAUCACUGUGACCCAAAGAUCAUUCAUCGUGAUGUGAAAGCUGCAAAUAUCUUGUUGGAUGAGGAGUUUGAAGCUGUUGUUGGGGACUUUGGGUUGGCUAAACUAAUGGACUACAAGGAUACCCAUGUAACUACUGCUGUGCGUGGCACAGUUGGACAUAUUGCUCCAGAGUACAUCUCUACUGGGAAAUCUUCGGAGAAAACUGAUGUUUUUGGAUAUGGGAUUUUGCUUCUAGAACUUAUAACUGGGCAGCGGGCCUUUGAUGUUGCUCGGCUUGCAAAUGACAAUGAUGUCAUGUUGCUUGAUUGGGUGAAAGGACUUCUUAAUGAGAAGAAGUUGGAAAUGUUGGUAGACCCUGAUCUCCAAAACAAAUAUGUAGAAUCUGAGGUUGAGCAGCUAAUCCAAGUUGCAAUGCUAUGCACACAAGACUCUCCCAAGGACCGACCUAAGAUGUCAGAAGUAGUGAGAAUGCUUGAAGGGCAUGGUUUGGCGGAGAGGUGGGAUGAGUGGCAAAAGGUGGAAAUUCUCCAGCAAGAGGUCAAACUCGCCUCUCACCCCAAUAUUAACUGGAUCGCUGACUCAACAGAAAAUCUACAUCCAGUUGAGUUAUCCGGUCCAAGGUAACCAUGGCACAGCAACAGUAAAGAGAGGAAAGUUACUAGUUUUUUUUUUUUUUUUGGUUAUUUAGUGAUUGUGAACUGUUUUAUAUCUAAGCUCCUUUACAUUUGUGCACAUGAGUCAUCUUUGUCGAGGUCCAAUUUGUAUCUUCUACUGCAAUUUGACAGGGUCAAUAGACAUUCAUGUAUAUUUACAACUGGGGCAUGCAGCAGAUUCUAUUAGCAUCACAUUUGCCCAAUAAAGCUGAAUUAAUGUUUUCCUAAAGAAAAUUGAGUUUUAAUUGGUUUUGUUUGGGGAUUGAGUGGCUUGCCAGUGUGAAGUCUCAGGGUGAGUUUUAUAAUGGAGAGGAAAGGGGAGUUUAGGGCUUUGGUUUUCCUGGGGUUGAUCUUGCUGGUGCAUCCAUUAUGCCUUGUCUCUGCUAACAUGGAAGGUAAGUGUGUAUUUGUUUUUCUUGGUGUUUGUAUCCGCUUCUUGCAAUCAAGGACAGAGGAUACU
Rubroshorea leprosula is the source of this 2280-nucleotide messenger RNA. NCBI's taxonomy places the organism in Eukaryota, Viridiplantae, Streptophyta, Magnoliopsida, Malvales, Dipterocarpaceae. The record is from the annotation of a GenBank genome assembly.